GUAACAGAGUAUCAGAGCGAGACGUUCCUACCUGUCAGCUAGUAAUUGUUCUGUGUGGUGACAUGAUCAGAGUGGCCUGACUUCUUCCACUUAUUACAGAUGUCCGACUUAGAUAUGUUGAGCAUCCUGCUAUGAUGUCCAUCACCAAGCCGGAACACUCCGAGGCCAACCCUCAGUGCCAGACUGGCAGCCGGCCGGUGGCUGAGCCCGAGACCCCUGCUGUUCACAAUAACAGUGGAGGCUGGCUCAGCUGGGUCUUUGGGAGUGGAAGAGUUAAUAAGAAGGAGGUUCAUCUACCUGAGGACAAAGACAGAUCUAUUGUCUGGGAUUCAACUCUGCACAGAUGGGUUAACAAAACUGAGCCCAAGGCUGAGGAGAACACUGGCAGUGUCCCCAAAGGAGUGAAUCCUUACUCUAUGAAAGCAAGUAACCUGCUGUUCCUGGCUGUGGUCAGCCAUUUUGGGGCGAAGCUGCACCGGCCCAGGUUCAUUGCUAUGGGCUGUUUCCUCAUGGCUGUAGGAUCCUUCCUCACAGGCCUGCCACACUUCUUCAUGGGACGGUAA
This is a messenger RNA of Oncorhynchus tshawytscha (Chinook salmon), 563 nucleotides long. RefSeq names its product protein transport protein Sec16A-like. Gene Ontology annotation, biological process: transmembrane transport. The transcript is spliced from 4 exons. Lineage: Eukaryota; Metazoa; Chordata; Actinopteri; Salmoniformes; Salmonidae. The record is from RefSeq and is a predicted model, not a curated record. The coding region runs from base 132 to 563 and encodes 143 amino acids. Gene Ontology annotation, cellular component: membrane.